Marchantia polymorpha subsp. ruderalis is the source of this 1441-nucleotide messenger RNA. The record is from the annotation of a GenBank genome assembly. NCBI's taxonomy places the organism in Eukaryota, Viridiplantae, Streptophyta, Marchantiopsida, Marchantiales, Marchantiaceae.
GGGGUCGUGAUUUCGAACAGCUCGCUCGUUCAUCGGCACUAGCAGCAGCUGCAAAAUCGGCAGAGCCGUGCAGACGCACACAAGUUGUCGAGGUCGGCGCCCCGCCAGUUCGCCAAUUCGCUCGUCGUAGAUUUGUAGGAUCCGUUGGAAAACAUCGGGAGAUUGCCACUCUCAAGGCGAGCAGGCCAGAAAUUCGAUAAAAAAGACGCCCGUGUAAUCAACUUUGGGGUGAACAGCAGAUUUUGAUUGGCUGUUUUUUGACAGGAGGAGGGUAUCAGUUGAUUUUUGUUGGGUGUCGGAGGACAGCGAUUCCGCCAGGCUCGUCGAGAUGAAGUUCAGUAAUACGCUUAUUGUGAUAUGGAAUACUAUUACUCUUCUGGGCUCGGCUGUAAUUAUCGGAGCCGGCAUUUGGUUGGCCACGAAGCAUGAAAAUACCACCUGCAUCAAAUUUUUGCAGUGGCCGAUUAUCAUUCUCGGGAUCUUCGUGCUCGUGGUUUCGAUAUUCGGGUUCGUUGGCGCGUGCUCGAAAAAUGUGUGCUUCUUAUGGAUCUAUCUCGCGGUGACGUUCAUCCUCAUUCUGCUGCUCGUCAUUUUCACCAUCUUCGCUUUCGUAGUCACCAACAAAGGUGCAGGGGAAGCGCUAUCCAAUAAAGGAUUCAAGGAGUACAGACUCGGGGACUAUUCAAACUGGCUGCAGAAGCGCGUGGAGAAGCAGAGCAACUGGGACAAGAUCCAGAGCUGCUUGGCCGAUGCCAAGGUCUGCAACGAUAUGAACAACGACUAUCCUACAGAAGCUGCCUUCAACGCCGCCAAUCUUACCCCACUAGAGUCUGGCUGUUGCAAGCCGCCCGUGGAGUGUAACUUCCAAUUCGUCAAUGCAACGGCAUGGACCGCGCCGACUCCAAUAACCUCGAACAAUACCGACUGUACUAAGUGGAGUGACGAUCCAAAGAUUCUUUGCUUCGAAUGUGAUUCGUGCAAGGCUGGAGUUCUACAGAAUGUUAAAAAGGACUGGCGCAAAGUGGCGACAGUGUUAAUUGUCACUUUGGUCAUCAUGAUCAUCGUGUACACUAUUGGUUGCUGUGCAUUCAGAAAUGCUCGCAGGGGCGGUUCUUACACGAAGCAAGGUUAUGGACCAUAGAGUUUGAGAAGAGAAUCAUCACAUGUAGUUAUUCUUCUGCGCAGGUAGUCAGACAAUUGUUACCGUCUUUCGUUCGCGUACGCUAUUGGAGACUAGUGUAAAAUUGCAUACGCAGAUACGUAUAGCGAUCGAUUUUGUGCAUAAAUUGUAUUUUGGCUUGGAAGGACGCUACUGUCCCAUUUUGUGAUCGUCUGCUACGGUCGAGAAACAGCAAUAUUUUGUUGAUUAGCAUAGGUACUUUAGGUUGCGACCAGGUCAUUCAUUCCUGUGCUCCAGAUAGCAUUUCAAUUCAAAGGCCCG